This is a messenger RNA of Echinostoma caproni, 438 nucleotides long. NCBI's taxonomy places the organism in Eukaryota, Metazoa, Platyhelminthes, Trematoda, Plagiorchiida, Echinostomatidae. The record is from the annotation of a GenBank genome assembly.
AUGGUUGACAUGGCUCAUGAGCACGAGGCGGUGCAGGAUUUGUUGCUGCUGGAUGUUGCUCCGUUGUCGUUGGGUUUGGAGACGGCCGGUGGUGUGAUGACUGCAUUGAUCAAGCGGAACACGACUAUUCCGACGAAGCAGACCCAGACGUUCACCACUUAUUCGGACAACCAGCCUGGUGUGUUGAUUCAGGUGUACAAGGGUGAGCGUGCUAUGACACGUGACAAUAAUUUACUGGGCAAGUUCGAGUUGUCUGGUAUUCCGCCUGCUCCACGUGGUGUUCCCCAGAUCGAGGUGACGUUCGAUAUUGAUGCAAACGGCAUAUUGAACGUUUCUGUGGUGGACAAGAGCACUGGUAAACAGAACAUGAUCACCAUCACGAACGACAAGGGGCGUUUGUCGAUAGAUGACAUCGAGCGAAUGGUGCAGGAGGCUGAA